Molecule: messenger RNA, 1130 nt
Organism: Varanus komodoensis (Komodo dragon)
Lineage: Eukaryota; Metazoa; Chordata; Lepidosauria; Squamata; Varanidae
Gene: ASPHD2
Product: aspartate beta-hydroxylase domain containing 2
Exons: 3
Coding region: 49-1083 (344 amino acids)
Source: RefSeq, a predicted model, not a curated record
CCUGAGGACUGACGCCCGGGCUCUCCCCGCGCUCCCCGGGCAGCCGAGAUGCCUCUGGAGUGGCUGGCGGGCUGCUGCGGCUCGCUGGACCGGCUGAGGGACCUGGUCGGCACGGGCAUCCAGGCGGUGCGGGACUGCGAUGCCACCGCCCUGGGCACCGUGGCCGUCCUGCUCGCCAUGUUCGUGUGGUACUGCUACCACGUGGGGCGGGAGCAGCCCCGGCCCUUCGUCACGGUGACCUCGCUCAUCCAGGGCGGCGCGGACGCCAACGGCCUGCAGAACGGCUACACGCACUGCCGCUCCCCGGAGUGCGUCCGCUGCGCCCACAGCGACGGGCUGAACCAGAAGCUGUACCACAACCUGCAGGAGUACGCCAAGCGCUACUCGUGGUCGGGCAUGGGCCGCAUCCACAAGGGCAUCCGCGAGCAGGGCCGCUACCUGAGCAGCCGCCCCUCCAUCCAGAAGCCGGAGGUCUUCUUCCUGCCGGACCUGCCCACCGCCCCCUACUUCCCGCGGGACGCCCAGAAGCACGACGUGGAGCUGCUGGAGCGCAACUUCCAGACCAUAGCCUGCGAGUUCGACGCCCUGUACAAGGCCUUCUCCAACUGCAGCCUGCCGCAGGGCUGGAAGGUCAACAGCACGCCCAGCGGCGAGUGGCUGACCUUCUACCUGGUCAACCAGGGCACCUGUGUGCCCCGGAACUGUCGCAAGUGCCCCCGGACCUACCGCCUGCUGGGCAGCCUCCGCACCUGCGUCGGCAACAACAUCUUCGGCAACGCCUGCCUCUCGGUGCUCACCCCGGGCACGGUCGUCGCGGAGCACUACGGGCCCACCAACAUCCGCAUCCGCUGCCACCUGGGACUGCGGACGCCCGGCAACUGCGAGCUGGUGGUCGGGGGCGAGCCGCAGUGCUGGGCCGAGGGCCGCUGCCUGCUCUUCGACGACUCCUUCCUGCACACGGCGCUCCACGGAGGUGCCCCCGAGGAGGGCCCCCGGGCCGUGUUCAUGGUGGACCUGUGGCACCCCAACGUCGCCGCCGCCGAGCGCCAGGCCCUCGACUUCAUCUUCGCUCCCGGACGGUGACGGGACUCCCUUGCGUGGCAGGCUGGAGAGCGGCCGGCCGGAGGGGC